GACCUUUGUCGGAAGGCACGAACUAGUUCUUUGGCGGCGAUGCAAAUUGAGCCGCCAUCCUUAUCUUUCUUUGUAGUUUUGCAUACAAUUUUUCUUUCACUGCCAUCCGUUUCCUUUUGCCAUUUGCAUACAAGAGAGAUUCCAAUAAUCCAAAUCAAACUCAUCUUUAUCUCCCUCUCUUAUACCCAAUCUCAGCCAUCGCUUAUUCGCCACAUUUUUCACUCAUUGAGAUCCCAAACUUCAUAGAGAAGGAACAGAAUAGGCAGAAAUAUUUGCGGGCUUAAUUUUCUUUCUUCAUGCGGUCCUGCAUCUCCAAAUUUUUCCAAUGGCAUCGCGGUUGCAGAAAUUUCAGUUUGGCCAAGCAUAUGAUUCUGCAUGGAAGUAGGGAUACUCAAGGUCUAAGUGGCCAUGUAGAUGGCUCCAAAGUGAAGACGUUCUCAACCUCAUGUGGAACGUUGGCAGAGGAUGCAAUAAAAGAUAAUCCUGUCUCUGAUAUGUUAGUUGAUUCAUUUGGGAGGCAACAUACUUACUUGAGGAUCUCAUUAACGGAACGUUGUAAUCUACGAUGCCAAUACUGUAUGCCAGCUGAGGGUGCAGAGCUUACUCCUAGCCAGGAACUUCUCUCGACAAAUGAGAUUAUUCGUUUGGCAAAUUUAUUUGUUAGUUCUGGUGUACACAAAAUUCGUUUGACUGGUGGGGAGCCAACCAUUAGGAAGGAUAUUGAAGAAAUUUGUUUUCAGUUGUCAACUUUGAAUGGAUUGAAGACCCUUGCCAUGACUACAAAUGGGAUUAUUCUUGACAGGAAACUUCCAUUGUUAAAAGAACAUGGAGUUAGUUUGUUGAAUAUAAGUUUAGACACUUUGGUUCCUGCAAAAUUUGAAUUUAUGACUAGGCGAAAAGGACAUGAAAGGGUAAUGAAGUCGAUUGAUGCAGCAAUAGAAUUGGGAUAUAAUCCCGUCAAGUUGAAUUGUGUCGUAAUGCGUGGAUUCAAUGAUGAUGAAAUUUGUGAUUUUGUCGAGUUAACACGUGACAAGCCAAUCAAUGUCCGGUUCAUUGAGUUUAUGCCUUUUGAUGGAAAUGUCUGGAAUGUGAAGAAACUUGUACCGUACUCCGAAAUGUUGGAUAGAGUGGUGAAACGGUUUACAGGACUUCAAAGAAUUCAGGAUCAUCCUUCAGAGACAGCCAAGAAUUUCAGGAUUGAUGGCCACCAGGGUACAGUUUCUUUCAUCACAUCAAUGACAGAGCACUUUUGUGCUGGUUGCAAUCGAUUGAGACUUUUAGCUGAUGGAAAUUUUAAAGUUUGCCUUUUUGGACCCUCAGAGGUUAGCUUGAGGGAUCCUCUGCGUCAAGGUGUUGAUGAUACUGAGCUCAAGGAGAUUAUUGGGGCAGCGGUGAAAAGGAAGAAAGCUGCUCAUGCUGGGAUGUUUGACAUUGCAAAGACACCAAACAGACCGAUGAUACAUAUUGGUGGAUGAACUUAUCUUUAGUUCAAUAGCGUUAUUAUAUGUUUUCACUGGAGGAAAUGUGUAAAAGAAAGAAAGAAAGAAUAAUUCGUGGAGCUUCCUUUAUGAGAUUAAAACGAGACCUCUCCUUUGCUCAGUUUGUGUUCUUCAUUGAAGAAACUGAACGAAUGCUUAUAUGGGGUCAACAUAGCUUUAUAAGAUGGUGGAUGCACAUGCAUUUGGUUACCACAUCAUUAUAAGGUAAACCAUCUAUCUUUGAAUAACAUUUGCCUCUGUUUAGAUAUUGCAAGUCUCUUCACUUGCUUGUAUGGGAAUUCAAUUGAGCCUUUCUUACUAAGAUAUUGAAGAAGCCAUUUCAGCCUAUGCAAUAUUCAAAAUAUAUGUUCUAUUGCUACUGUUGGUGGGUAUAUUGUUUAUAGCUGGAUUAUUUCACUCUCACUUUCACAUCUGUACUUUCUGUAGCGGUUUCCUCCUGGUGACUUGGAUAAUUGUUUUAGACUGACGAUGUUUUCCUGUCUUUCUCUUGCAGAUGCUGAAAAUAUUACUUGGUCGUGACUCUUAUCUAUUUAUUGAUCUCACGUUCUCUUGAUCUAAUCUGAAGAAUACAAAAGAGGAGGUGGGAAAGGGAAAAUAAGAAGAAAAUAAGGAAAUAGCAAAGGAAUGAUGUCAUACUUUAUUAAAUUUUUUGUACAUAAGCAGGCUUAAAGCAAUGAGAAACAAAGAACUCAUUCAUUUAUCGGCCACAAUGUACUGGUAUUUUUAUAUGACAUCAAUACAAGUUUUGUUUUGAAGCUUCUCUU
Olea europaea var. sylvestris is the source of this 2263-nucleotide messenger RNA. Its product is annotated as GTP 3',8-cyclase, mitochondrial-like. Lineage: Eukaryota; Viridiplantae; Streptophyta; Magnoliopsida; Lamiales; Oleaceae. Bases 297 to 1475 code for a protein of 392 amino acids. Gene Ontology annotation, biological process: Mo-molybdopterin cofactor biosynthetic process. The transcript is spliced from 7 exons. Gene Ontology annotation, molecular function: cyclic pyranopterin monophosphate synthase activity; metal ion binding; 4 iron, 4 sulfur cluster binding. The record is from RefSeq and is a predicted model, not a curated record.